GACAAUGAACACAUGUACCCGCCGCUACCGCUGCCGCAUGAUUUACCCAAGAGCAAUGACCGCAACAAGUGCGAUCAAAAGCCACGACAACUGCUCAAUUGACCUACACUUGUCUGCUUCAAAAUCCUCUCAGAUAGCCAUUGAUCAUGUUUCGAAACCCUGUCAUCCCCGGAUUUGCGCCAGAUCCGUCUGUUGUGCUCGUGGAUGGCAUUUUCUUCCUCGCGACGUCAUCUUUCCAUUUCUUCCCUGGCAUACCCAUAUACGCAUCUGUUGACCUACAGAAUUGGGCACACAUAGCUAUGCCGCUCGACGAUGGCAACACCAUGGUAGCAUCAGGCGGACUCUUUGCACCCACCAUUCGUUACAACGACGGCGCUUUUUACAUCGUCUGCACCAACUGCUAUCACGGCCAUGACAAUUGGAAGACAGACAAUUUUCUGAUUACCACGAGAGAUAUUUGGUCCAACAAAUGGAGUGAUCCAGUGCACUUUUCAUUCUAUGGUAUCGAUCCAUCCUUGUUUUUUGAUGACGACGGUCGUGCCUUCAUUCAGGGAUCUUGGUUAAUAGAUAGAAUGAAGCAGCCGAGCUGUACCAUUAAACAGUUCGAGAUUGACAUCACCAACGGAAAACACCUGAGCGACACGCACGAGAUAUGGACAGGCUUUGCAAAACGCGACACGGAAGGUCCCCACAUAUACAAAAAAGACGGCUGGUAUUAUUUGCUCGUAGCCGAAGGUGGAACUUUUGAGCAUCACAUGCUUUCCAUUGCGCGCGCGAGAGAUAUUUGGGGUCCUUAUGAGUCCUGUCCCCAGAAUCCUAUUAUGACAGCGGACGGCACCGAGGAAUACGUCCAGAACAUAGGGCAUGGUGAGAUCUUCCAAGAUGCCAGCGGAAAUUGGUGGGCAGCAGUACUUGGAGUCCGGGAGAAUAACGGCAAGCAGCCUAUGGGCCGUGAAACUUUCCUUACCACAGUGGACUGGCCAAUAGACGAAUGGCCCGUUAUCCAACAACCACGCAUGUCCUUGGCUAGCACUCGCACUCUCCCAGGUUCGACUCCAGCAUUCCUAGACAAACUUCGCUCAAUACGGCCGAACGUAGCGGAUCUAUAUCUGCACCUUCCAGUGGGAUAUGACGCAUAUUCCUCUCCAACAUGCGUCGUUCUACAGCCAACAAAGAAUGACCUGUCAUCUUCACACGGCACGGCACUACUAGCGCGUCGUCAACGCAGUGUCAACAGCGUUGCCAGUACAACUGUUGGUCUUCCAGCCAACAAGGCCGAGGCUCAAAACGUGGUUGCCGGUCUCACAGUGUAUAAGGAUCCCCUUCGCCACCUCAGCAUUAUCGUUGACUUGGCUACACGCCUUCUUUCCGUAAAUUUCGUUGACGCGUCAAAGGAUUAUACUUUCACAGCUGUAAACCCAGAUCCUAUGCCACAAAGCACGAGGGCAGUGGAAAUGCGCAUUGUUUCAAGUCCAGCGCAAUACGAGUUCACAUAUCGUCUAGAAGAGGGGAAGGAAUGGAUGACAGUGGGAAGCGCAGAUGCUGCUUUACUGAGCGCAAAGGAUUUCACGGGAAGUGUGUUUGGUGUAUUUGCUGUGUGUGAGCAAGGAGAAACGCACACCGCGAAAGUGUCAUUCAGCAAUUUCAUAGUGGAGGAUUAA
This is a messenger RNA of Boeremia exigua, 1661 nucleotides long. Its product is annotated as glycosyl hydrolase. The transcript has 2 exons. The record is from RefSeq and is a predicted model, not a curated record. Lineage: Eukaryota; Fungi; Ascomycota; Dothideomycetes; Pleosporales; Didymellaceae. The coding region runs from base 147 to 1661 and encodes 504 amino acids. Gene Ontology annotation, biological process: carbohydrate metabolic process. Gene Ontology annotation, molecular function: hydrolase activity, hydrolyzing O-glycosyl compounds.